This is a messenger RNA of Trichoderma virens Gv29-8, 1584 nucleotides long. RefSeq lists its product as uncharacterized. Bases 1 to 1584 code for a protein of 527 amino acids. The record is from RefSeq and is a predicted model, not a curated record. The transcript has a single exon. Lineage: Eukaryota; Fungi; Ascomycota; Sordariomycetes; Hypocreales; Hypocreaceae.
AUGGCGACCGGAUUCGAUCGCCUUGAGAGGCUGUUCAGCUCCAAGCGCAAAGCUUCCUCUGCCUCUGUUACGGUUGCUACUUCUACCAGCCCCCAAACAGGGCCUCAGUUUCCCUCUCCUUCUUUCAUUCGCCCGACAACCACUCGUAUGGCAGCCCGAGAGGAAGUGCGAUUGCGAAUAGCGACGGGUCGAUCUCCCUCAGUUCCAGACAUUAUUCCUUCUCGCCUAGGCUCCCUGAGUUCCCAUGCCUCCAGUCCAGGCUUCAGUCUCUCGCCUUUACGAUCACCUUCCCUGCGUGGCCCUCAUUCACAGGCAGACUCUCUAGUGGCAAAGCUCCGCGAGUAUCAGUUUCCUAACUCACCGAGCCGAGAGGAGAACGCGACACCAAUGUCAACAGCUUUCAAUUCUGUAACGGAAAGACGUGAGAUCCCAAGCCCUCGUUCUCAGUCUCCUCUUCGUCUACAUACUACACCUCGUCUUGACACACCUCCAUCGCCCGACCUGGAAGAAACUGGAUCUUGUCAUCGCUCUAUGGAGAGCAUUAGAAUCCCAACACCUUCCUCCUAUAAUUACCCACCAACGCCUGAAGAUUCGCCCGAGAUUCUACCUGUGCGAAACCUCCUUGCCGAUUCCAAAAUAUUCGACAUUGCGAUCGAUAAGGCUCUAUUUGAAGAAAUUGAAGAUCAGCUUCUUCAAUCUUUUGAUCACGGAUCCUUGAACGAUUCGUAUAGCGACUCGUCCCCCUCUGAAGCAUCAUCUAGCAGCUCUACCUUGCGGGAGCCUGAUUUCAACGAGUUUUUGAAUCUAAGCGAUGAUGAUAUUGCUGAAUUGGCACCCGAGAAUCUAGACCUUGAGUCCGAUAGCGGCUCGCAGCUGUACUCUCCACUCACUAUGCAUACCUCCUCUCCUCCGCCAGAGCCUGCUACCCCCUCCCUCUUGACACUGACGCCUCCUCCCACAAGUCGACCUGCUACCGCCGCUGCUUUCGAGGCGGCCAGAAUUGCAAAACGAUACGAUUUCGAUCUUGUAUACGUGGUGAAUCUUUGGCCAGGCGGGCCGCGUGAGCAAGUUUUCGGCCUCGAGUCUGCGAGUUCCUGCGAGAGGCCAUUGGUUGGCCGACUGCUAGCAGCGCAUGGUCUUCAUCAAGUCCCUUCGCCACUACAAAUCGCGUUAAAUGUUCAUACCACCAUCCUGCGGUCCAAGGGCUGGGUCGAAUACCGCAACCCAGAAGCGCAGUCACACGAACUCGCCCGCGGCUAUGCAUGCUCCUUCUACACGGGCAAAUAUUCUCAAGGUGGCUCAGUCGACAGAGACAGCCCGGUUUCAGGAGUUCGGCUCUCAGAGAUGAUUGACCGAGGCAUCGUGUUUGCAGCAUAUAGAAAGCCUAGAAUUGGCCCGUGCAGACUGGGGCACACCUUUACCGGAGAGGAGCUCAGCUCUCUCUACGAAGACGCAGAGACCUUGGUGGAGAUGCUGAUCGAUAUUCAUGCUCGCAACCGCCAGUGCCAGCCAGAUUCUUACAGUCAGCUCUGCGACGAAACUGGCCCCAUGCCUCAGCAAGAGCUUGACCAAGUGUCUUCUUAG